This is a messenger RNA of Pistacia vera, 543 nucleotides long. RefSeq names its product universal stress protein A-like protein. The transcript has 4 exons. The record is from RefSeq and is a predicted model, not a curated record. Gene Ontology annotation, molecular function: AMP binding. The coding region runs from base 1 to 543 and encodes 180 amino acids. Lineage: Eukaryota; Viridiplantae; Streptophyta; Magnoliopsida; Sapindales; Anacardiaceae.
AUGGAGAACCCGGAGCAGGAUAGCCAGGAGCAGGAGAGCCAGGAGCAGCAGAGGACUCACAUAUUGGUGGCAGUGACCAAGUCGAGCAAGAAAGGGUAUCCUAACCCCUCGAAACGUAGCAGAGCAGCCUUGGAAUGGAUUCUUGAGAACAUCGUUCGACAUAACGUUGAUCGUUUCAACCUUCAAAUCCUCCACGUCCAAUACCCAAACGCCAGUGAUGAAGAAUAUGAAGACGGGGUCAACAUGCUGGAAUACUUUGAAUUUGAAUGCCAUAAGAUUGGGGCUGCUUAUGUCGCAUGGAUCGCUCAAGGGCCUGAUCCCAAAAUAGUUAUUUGCAAUGAAGUGGAACGACUCAAUGCCGAUCUCCUCGUCAUGGGAACUGGAAAACUUGGUUCUAUUCGGAGGUUUUUUAAUCGGAUUCGGGGCGAGAGUGCGAGUGCAUUCUGUUUGAAGUAUGCUGAAUGUCCUGUUAUCACUGUUAGUGAAAAGGCAACUAAAAGGCAUAUUGCCCUUCAGGAAUUACGUCAAACUUCCUCAAUGUGA